Oncorhynchus gorbuscha (pink salmon) is the source of this 1217-nucleotide messenger RNA. Its product is annotated as gastrula zinc finger protein XlCGF17.1-like. Lineage: Eukaryota; Metazoa; Chordata; Actinopteri; Salmoniformes; Salmonidae. Gene Ontology annotation, cellular component: nucleus. The coding region runs from base 1 to 981 and encodes 326 amino acids. The transcript is spliced from 4 exons. The record is from RefSeq and is a predicted model, not a curated record.
AUGCCUCAUAGCUCCAGUCUCAAACUUAACCACGUUCCUGCUGAAGAAGAGGCGGUCUACUGGAUGGAGAAAGAAGCUCUCGUGAAAGAGGUGGAGGAAGAGGAGGCUGUUACAAUACAAAAACAAGUAGAGGUUGAGGCUGUUACUGUGAACGAAGAAGAAAAUGACGUCUCAGUUAAAGAAGAGGAAGACUACGACGUUUCAGUGAAAGAAGAAGAAGAAGAAGAAGAAGAGGAGGUGACUGUGUCAUCGAACAAUGAAGAAGAGGAGGAAACUGGAUAUCUGGGCCCGGUUUCCCAAACGCAUCUUAAGGCGUCCGAUGGUUCUAACGAUGAACCGGCCCUGAUUAACACUAUAGAGAGACCUGACUACCAUGGAUCCUCUGGGGGGCCUCAACAACCUCAUGAUGCUGACAGGGCAGAGAAGAGUCUCUCCACAUCAAAACAGCUCAAGAAACACCAGCAGAGACCCACAGGGAAGAAAUCUCAUUGCUGCUCUGACUGUGGGAAAGGUUGCAAAUCUUCAUCAGAACUUAAAAUACACCAGAGAACACACACAGGAGAGAAACCUUAUAGCUGUGGUCAAUGUGGGAGGAGUUUUACUACAUCUAGCGGUCUGACAUUACACCAGAGAAAACACACAGGAGAGAAACCUUAUAUGUGUGAUCAAUGUGGGAGGAGUUUUGUUAAAUCUAGCCAUCUGACUCAACACCAGAGAACACACACAGGAGAGAAAUCUUAUAUCUGUGAUCAGUGUGGGAGGAGUUUUGUUCAAGCUAGCCAUCUGACUCAACACCAGAGAACACACACAGGAGAGAAGCCUUAUAGCUGUGAUCAAUGUGAGAAGAGUUUUACUACAUCUAGCCAUCUGACUCAACACCAGAGAACACACACAGGAGAGAAACCUUUUAGCUGUGAUCAAUGUGACAAGACAUACUCUGAUAAAAGAUCUCUGAUCAAACAUCAGAAAAUACAUACAUGAAGAAGUUGUUUCAUGAUAUCACUGUAGUAGGAGUAUUUUAAUGAUGUCACAAUGUAGAAUGUUUUAACAUUGUAGUAGGAGUAUUUUAAUGAUGUCACAAUGUAGAAUGUUUUAACAUUGUAGUAGGAGUAUUUUAAUGAUGUUCUACCUUAUCGUUUACCCUGUUCAAUUGAUUGCAGCAUGAUAUGGAUAUUAACCUCAGGGGGAAAUCCAGGCUCUGAAUUGAAAGAGUAUUA